Messenger RNA from Tribolium castaneum (red flour beetle), 1061 nucleotides. RefSeq names its product probable serine hydrolase. Lineage: Eukaryota; Metazoa; Arthropoda; Insecta; Coleoptera; Tenebrionidae. The record is from RefSeq and is a predicted model, not a curated record. The annotation marks the transcript as partial. The transcript has 3 exons.
AAAUGUUCUCUCGGAACAAUCGUUAAUUACCAGGAAAUUAGGAUCCCUGUACCGUGGGGCCACGUUGCAGGCAAGUGGUGGGGCCCCACAGACCGGCGGCCGAUUCUCACCGUCCACGGGUGGCAGGACAACUGCGGCUCAUUUAACCGAUUAGUCCCGCUUUUGAACAAAAAUGUGGGCUUUCUGGCCAUAGACUGGCCCGGCCAUGGCCACUCCUCGCGAAUUCCCAGCGGCCUCUAUUGCCACUUCACAAAUUACCUCAUCCUGGUUCAGUAUUUGGUCAAUUACUUCAACUGGCCUAAAGUCUCCCUCCUUGGCCACUCCAUGGGGGGCAUAACGUCCUACGUUUACACCAUGGUCUACCCCAAAAACGUCGACUUCCUCAUUUGCCUCGACGGCGCCAAACCCAUGAUUUCCGAAGACAACAUCCCCCGAAUCGCCCGAAAUAUAACUAAGUUUUCGAGAUACGAACAGUUCGAGCGGAGCAAUGUGGAGCCCCCCAGCUACACGAUGGAAGAAAUCAAGGAAAAGGUCUGCGCCCCGAAUAACAAAUCCGUGGCGUACGAACACGCGCAUCAUUUGAUCGAACGCAAUGUUGCUCCCUCGAAAAAUAAUCCGGGGAAGUACUACUUUACGCGCGACCCGCGAUUAAAGGCGGGGGAGUUGAUGAAUUGGCCGCAGGAGGAGUCGAUGAGUCUUACGAAAUCGAUGACAUGUCCGGUGUUUAUCGGCAAAGCCAUUAGUGGCUCGUAUUACGAAGUUAAAAAGAAUUUUUACGAUGUGUUGGAAGUGCUUAAGAAAAGCAGUGUGGACUGCCAGUAUCACAGGCUGGAGGGCACGCAUCAUUUCCAUCUGAAUAAUCCCGAGACGUUGGCGGAGUUGAUAACCAAGUUUAUUGAUAAGCACAAUGUGGAGAGUCGGGAAAUUGGAGGUAUCAAGGAAGAGAUGAGACAGAUGGCGACCGCAUAAUGCGUUCUUUGUAUUAUCUGUUGAUUUUUUUUAUCUCUGUUGAUCGGAGAUUUUUUUAUUUAAACUGAAUAAAUGCGUUUGUUGUGUGCUUA